AUUUACAGCAACUGCCGGUCCGAACAUAAAUUCCGUCUGUUUUAUGUUUUAACAAAACAUUUUUGAAUUAGUCUUUACAAAAAAGGUCAUAUGGCCGAUGACAAUCCAUACGUGCAAUCUAUUUAUCGGCAAAUUGUUACUGAACAUUUUCAGUCAAACGAAUGGAAAGAAAUUUUAAUUAAUCCUGAAGGUGCUCCAACUACUUUGCGUGAUGAAAGCACAUUACCCCGAUCAGGUGGUCACUGUUUUAAAGACAUUCCUAACCGUUUUAUAUUCUGGCGAGUUUUAUAUGAUAAACUUGAAUUAAUUGAACACAGUUUGGAUAUAAAUCUUACCGAAAAUCAGGUGCGUAUACUUUUCCGCAAUUCUCCUGUUUUGGACAGUGGAAUCUCAGUUUAUGAAACUUCAGAAUCAAUCGUUUUAUUAGUACCUACAGUAUGUAGUUGUCAUCGAUUAACAUUUCCAAAACCAAUUCGUCAAGAAAAUAAAUCUUAUAAUAAAAAUGUAUUGACAGAGGCAUCAAUUUUCUCAAACUUUCACUUAUCAUCCAUCGAUAAUCCUACUACAUUUUGUUCAUAUAACGCAGAACUUAGUCAUCCAUAUUCAGCCGCAUCAUGUUUACAUCAAAAUUAUGAUGCUAUUUUUAUAAUAGCUCUACAGAACAAUGCCAUGCUUUACAUACGUUUAAAAUACAUCUCUGGGCUACCUACCUUAAAAAAAAUUUGUCAAGAAUCUGCUGUACCUCGAAUGUUUUCAAAUAUAACUAAAAUAUUUUCUGCGCAUAUUGACUAUCCCGUUAUUAACAGUUUAGCUGUUCAUCCAUUUGAACAAGACAUUUAUGUAUACUCUCUGGAUGAUGCUUGUGAUUUAAAAGUUUGGUCUGUUAAUAAAUCUAUUUAUAUUCAUAUAAUGGAUAUGAAAAAAAUAUAUGCAACAUCAACAGAAAAUGGUUCAAGACCACAUAUUAUUCAUAAAUGUUUUGAAGAUAAACUUUUAUUAACUAUUUACCUUAGUUUAUCGGAAAGUUCCAGAUUUGUGGUUCUUGAACCAUGCAUUGACCAUGGUAUGUUUAAACUUCAACAACAUUUUUAUGUGUACUCACCUAUGAAAAGUAGACUAACUGAUAUGGCAUUAUACGGUGAUGAAAUUUGGUGUAAUUGGAGAACUGGAAAGGAUAUUGCCUGUAUCAAAUCCAUAAGUAUAAGAAAUGGUAGAUGGAAAAACUGUAUUUUGGAUACAAUUGAUUUUGAACAACCUACUCAAUUUUCAAUUAAUUCAAAAGAAACUUAUUUGGAUCAAAUAUUUUCAUCCACAUCUUAUUUCACAGAAGAUGAUUUGAAAAACGCUAUUGCUGUUUAUGAUACAUCUGAUAACUGUGACAUUAUUAUUGAUUAUCGUACAAAGAUAAGUAAUGCAAUUGAUACAAAAGUAUAUCGGGAAAUGGACAAAUAUGACUCAACUGAUACAGAGACACAAAUGCUACUUGUUGAACAAUGCAGUGCUAGUUUUUAUAAAAGCUGUUUGGAUUACCGCCGUAAAAGAUUAGCUCCUAUUGGACUAAUAUGGCUGGGCCCACCAUCUUUUUUAAUGCUUGUUGUAACAAAUUCAAGUUUUUGCUUUUUACGGCCAUCAGAUAAUGUUGAAGAAAAUAUAUAUUCAAUUUAUAAUCUUGAACAAAAAACCGAAUUCAAUAAGUUACUUAAUACACUGAUGUCUGAACCAAAAAACAAUUUUAACUUGUUUUUAGAUUUAAAUUUAUCUUCUAAUUGUUUUUUGGAUUUAGUUAGAAAAUAUUAUGGUUAUGACACCAAUGAUCCAAAUGUAGAAUUAUUUUUAAAUGGAUGUAAUAUAACUAAAAGUGUUCGUAUAUUAAUUGAGAUGCUACAUGCUAAUCCAGGAGCAAUCAAAAACAUAAAAAAUAAUCAAUAUUCUAAUUAUUUCAGAAGUAAAUUGGGUAUCAGUGUUGUUUUUCAUAGUUUUCAUCAAAUUAUCAUAACACGUUUUGACUUAUGUUGUAGACUAUUCACAUUAAUGGAGUUAAGCUCUAAAAGUUACGGACAAACUAAAGAAUUUGUUACUGAUAUUUGUAACCUUUUUGCUAGUUAUAGGAUUCUGGCAUUUUUUUUACAUGAUGUAAAGCUAUAUAAAAAAAUGAUUAUAACUAAUAAAUUGUUGGCCAAAGGACCAUUUAUGGAUUAUAUUAAUGGUUUGUUUUACUAUAUAUGGCCACUUGUAAAUGGAUCUAAUCUGGUAAAAUUCUUACUUCAAGAAAAGCAAUACAAUUUCAUACAUCAAAUGGCUCAGUUAUUGGACUUUAAAAAUUGGGAAGAAAUAUUGAUUAUUUCAUAUAUAUUAAAUAAUGAACCAGAUAAAGCACUCCAAGUACUUAAGAAUAACAUUAAAAACGAAACGGAACAUUUUCUUAAAGCAAUCACGCUGUUUGGAAAACACGGUUACCAUGAUCAUGCUGUACAACUUGGAAACCAUGUAUUAGAAAUGUCUAUACAUGAUAGAGGAAAAAACAUGAUAUCAAUGUUUCACUCUCAUAUUUUUCUUAAUAAUUUAAAGCUGAAAGCAUAUCAAAACGCAUACAAUAAUAUUAUAUGUUUGAAGGAUCACGAUCGAAAGUUGAAUUGUUUACAUACAUUUGUGUUGACUUUAUUAGAAAAUGGUGAAAAAGAUAAACUUUUGAGUUUUAAAUUUUCUGGUUUACAAAGUUCAAUAGAAGAUAUAAUUAUAAAAAAAGCACGAUCUUUAUCGAACGCUGAUGCUGCUCCUUUCUAUAUGUUUUUAUGUUCAAUGCUUGAAAAAUAUGGAAAGUACAAAAAACUCGCUAUGACAUUUUAUGAAUUAUAUUUACGUGCAGAUACAUGUGUAACUCAAGAACAGUUUAUAAGAUUGUCACUCUUACAUUUAGAAAUGCUUAAACCGAAUGAUGCUUGGUUUGUUACCGUGUUAUUACCUAUCGAUUCGAAGACUGAUGCGAUUCAUAAUGAAUUAAUAAAAAUUGAACAUUUGAAAAAGAUAUGUUGCUUAGUUCGCGCUCGUCAGCAAAUUGAUGAAUCUGCAAUCAAUAUGGAUGUGAAAAGUGUAGUUUCGGUAUUAAUAAUGAAACAUAAAUACAGAGAAGUAUUGAUUUUAUCUAAAGUGUGGAAUUUACCUAUUUAUUAUCCAAUGAGAGAGUUAGUAAAAACAUGUUUGAAUCUCACUAAUUCUGAUAAAUGUGACAAAUCAUGGCGUUGGCUAGCUGACAACGGAGUUAGUGAUAGUGGUGUUGAUUGCGAGAAAAUUGCUUGGCGCUUUUUAGAAACAUUAGUUGAGAGAUAUGAAGAAGAAGGAAAAACAUUGAUACAUUUACAUGUAGCUGAUGAGCUACUGAAACAUAAUGCAUUUUUACCUUGCUGGCUUGUCAAAACAUUAAAUGAAAGAAAUGUUGGUGAAUUAUUACAACUGUACUUGAACUAUGGGGAGUUGAUUAACUGUGCCGAUAUAAUAUUUAAACUUAUAGAAAAAGAAAUGAGUAGUGGUGAAUAUAGUGUAGAUUCAUUUGGUGAUGCAAUACCUGUAGAUAUCAUAGAAUGUGUAAUAUCAAAUCUAAAACAUCAUCAAUUACAAAUUGGAGAUGAGCUUUUAAAUAAAUAUAAAAUAUUUUAUGAUAAAAUUGUAAAUGAUAACGGUCGAGAAUUUACUGCAACUGUAAUAGAGGAAAUGACAAACUUGUGGCCUGAGUGUAAAAUUAUUCAUGGAAGGCCUCGUUAUUCGCAAUCUCAAGAAAGUGUAAAGCGCUGUAAUCAAGACGUAGAAAACAUGUUGAGGGCAUGGAUGAUAGACAAUCAAAGCACAGAUUGGGGAAUGGGGUGUUAUUUUUCAAUUACAACAGAAGAAGAUUUAAAUGAGUUAAUUAAUACUGAAGUAAGUGAUGAAGUAGAUAGUCACGAAGAAGAAGAUAUCGAAAUAGAUAACGAAAAAACUAACGAAAAGGAUAAUAAUAUAUAUGAUUUUAAAAAUUGCAUUUCUAAAGUGUCUAUCAUAAACAAAGGAUCUUUGUGCGACACGUGUGUAAAAGAAAAACAAAUUCAGAAAGAAAGAGUAGAAGCUUUUGAAGGACAAAAAAAAGCUGCAGAAAAAAUGAUACAAGCUAGUGAUAAGAAAUUAGUUAUAAUUGAAGUUGGGAGUUAUGUUUUAGUUAAUAUUCCAAAGUCAAUAUUCCAAAAGUAG
Sipha flava (yellow sugarcane aphid) is the source of this 4218-nucleotide messenger RNA. RefSeq names its product nuclear pore complex protein Nup160 homolog (gene Nup160). Lineage: Eukaryota; Metazoa; Arthropoda; Insecta; Hemiptera; Aphididae. The record is from RefSeq and is a predicted model, not a curated record. Gene Ontology annotation, molecular function: structural constituent of nuclear pore; nucleic acid binding. The transcript is spliced from 5 exons. Gene Ontology annotation, cellular component: nuclear pore. Bases 91 to 4218 code for a protein of 1375 amino acids.